Miniopterus natalensis is the source of this 2197-nucleotide messenger RNA. The record is from RefSeq and is a predicted model, not a curated record. NCBI's taxonomy places the organism in Eukaryota, Metazoa, Chordata, Mammalia, Chiroptera, Miniopteridae.
AUGGACAUGGGCGCGGAGACAACCCCCAGCUCCUACUGUAUACAGUUUGUGCAGCCUUCGAAAAAGAAGCCUAAACUAUUAAAUAAAUUUGAUAAGACUAUUAAAGCUGAACUUGAUGCUGCAGAAAAACUCCGUAAAAGGGGAAAAAUUGAAGAAGCAGUGACAGCAUUUGAAGAAUUAAUUCGCAAAUAUCCUCAGAGUCCACGGGCGAGAUAUGGGAAGGCACAGUGUGAAGACGAUUUGGCGGAGAAAAGGAGGAGCAAUGAGGUGCUGCGCAGGGCCAUCGAGACCUACCAGGAGGUGGUCAGCCUGCCCGAUGUCCCCGCGGACCUGGUGAAGCUGAGUCUGAAGCGGCGGUCAGACAGACAACAAUUUCUAGGUCACAUGAGAGGUUCUCUGGUUACGCUACAGAAAUUAGUUCAACUGUUUCCUGACGAUACUUCCUUAAAGAAUGACCUCGGAGUGGGGUAUCUGCUGCUAGGAGAUAAUGAUAACGCCAAGAAGGUUUAUGAGACGGUUCUGAAUGUGACGCCUAAUGAUGGCUUCGCUAAAGUACAUUACGGCUUUAUUCUGAAGGCACAGAACAGGAUUGCAGAAAGCAUCCCCUACUUAAAGGAAGGAAUAGAAUCUGGGGAUCCUGGCACUGAUGACGGGCGAUUUUAUUUUCACCUGGGAGAUGCCAUGCAGAGGGUUGGGAACAAAGAGGCCUAUAAGUGGUAUGAGCUGGGACACAAGAGGGGCCAUUUUGCGUCUGUUUGGCAGCGCUCGCUCUACAAUGUGAAUGGACUGAAAGCCCAGCCGUGGUGGACCCCGAAAGAAACGGGCUACACGGAGCUGGUGAAGUCCUUAGAAAGAAACUGGAAGUUGAUCCGAGACGAAGGCCUCGCAGUGAUGGAUAAAGCCAAAGGGCUCUUCCUACCUGAGGAUGAAAACCUGAGGGAGAAGGGAGACUGGAGCCAGUUUACACUGUGGCAGCAAGGAAGAAAAAAUGAAAAUGCCUGUAAAGGAGCUCCUAAAACCUGCUCUUUACUAGAUAAAUUCCCGGAGACAACAGGAUGCAGAAGAGGACAGAUCAAGUAUUCCGUCAUGCACCCAGGAACUCACGUGUGGCCGCACACGGGGCCCACGAACUGCAGGCUCCGGAUGCACCUGGGCUUGGUGAUUCCCAAGGAGGGCUGCAAGAUCCGGUGUGCCAACGAGACCAAGACCUGGGAAGAAGGCAAGGUGCUCAUCUUCGACGACUCCUUUGAGCACGAGGUGUGGCAGGACGCCGCCUCUUUCCGGCUGAUAUUCAUCGUGGAUGUGUGGCACCCAGAGCUGACGCCCCAGCAGAGACGAAGCCUGCCUGCAAUUUAGCACGUCGUGCGAGCUCGGGACUCACUGGAGAGAGGCUGCCUUUCUGGCUCUGGCUCCUCGGCUGUGGGGAUAGAAGUUCGAGCACCAACGCCCUUCGUUUCCUGGAUUUGCAGCCUGAAGAUUUCUAAACCUCCUCCUAUGGUUAGAAGACACUAAAGGGAAUAUUUGCCUUGCUGCAAUUCACUUAGAAAAUACCCUGCUGUAUUUCAGCCCAUCACAGCACCAAUCUGGUGCCUGUAUUUCAGGUAAACACAUGAUAGCUUCUACCUUACCAGCCAAAGAUGUAUUUUCCACUUAGAAUAGGCUAAAUCAGUGUACAGUGAGAACAUAUGUAGAAACUGUGAAUGGCUCGCUUGAGCUUGUAAUUUUUCUAUGCAAUUAUAUUUUUCUAGGGUAGCUGGAUGAUUCUUGUCCUCUUAUACCACUGCUUUUUUGUUGACUUUAAUGACAAGCUGUGUAAAUGCUUCACUUCUAGCUUUUUAAUGGUAACUUUCCUGGUGAACUCAGACUUCCCUCUUUUAAUUAUUUUUAGGCAAAGACACUCAUGAAAGAAGCAAUUUCCUAACACAAAGGAGGAAACUGUAAUUAUGCCAGUGUGUGUGAACUGUGCAGCUCCCACCCAUUCAGUCCGCUUGCCUUUUUAUCUUCAUCUAGAGCCAGUGUCUUCAUUUCUCUCCUUGCCUUGCGAAUGGUGGAGAUCUGUCAAAAUGGCAUUUCUUUCUAAGGGGAAGCUUUUAUGCUCAAAGGGGACAUAGAAUCAUUUUAUAUUGAGUUGUAAAGAUGCCACAUGUAAAAUUUUUUUAAUGCCAAGUGUUAGGGCUGGGGAAAAAAAGAAGUAAAA